Messenger RNA from Sesamum indicum (sesame), 1206 nucleotides. It is a transcript of the gene STK, whose product is annotated as K-box region and MADS-box transcription factor family protein. NCBI's taxonomy places the organism in Eukaryota, Viridiplantae, Streptophyta, Magnoliopsida, Lamiales, Pedaliaceae. The record is from RefSeq and is a predicted model, not a curated record. Gene Ontology annotation, cellular component: nucleus. Gene Ontology annotation, biological process: positive regulation of transcription by RNA polymerase II. Gene Ontology annotation, molecular function: RNA polymerase II transcription regulatory region sequence-specific DNA binding; protein dimerization activity; DNA-binding transcription factor activity.
UUUGUUGUUGUUACAUAUUACAGCUAAACAUGUUGAAGGAAAUCCUUAAGAAUCUUGAUGUAUUUCCUUCCAUGGUUUUCAGUUUCCUGCCUGUUUUUCUCCAAUUACUCCCUUCUUCUACAGAAAGAGUUUCUUGUUUCUGUGCUUUCUUACAGCAUCCUAUACAUGAAAGACAAACGGGAGUCAUAAUAAGUUUCUCGAAAUUUUAUCCUUUAGCAACACCCUCCAUUUCCACUGUAUUUUGUGUUUGAACACAAAUCUGGUUUCUCUUCAUACAUCUUUGAUCUUUUCCGGCCAUGGUUCCAAAAUGGGAAGGGGAAAGAUUGAGAUCAAGAGGAUUGAGAACAACACCAACCGACAGGUUACAUUCUGCAAGCGAAGAAAUGGGCUGUUGAAGAAAGCUUAUGAACUCUCAGUUCUCUGUGAUGCUGAAGUUGCACUAAUUGUGUUCUCCAGCCGUGGCCGCGUCUACGAGUAUGCCAACAAUAACAUUAGAUCAACUAUUGAUAGGUACAAGAAAGCAACUGCAGAUAGUUCAAAUGCAUACACUACUCAAGAGAUCAACGCUCAAUUUUAUCAACAAGAGUCCAAGAAGCUGCGUCAGCAAAUACAGAUGCUCCAGAGCUCCAACAGGCAUCUUAUGGGUGAAAGCUUGGGCUCUUUAAAUGUGAAAGAGUUGAAGCAGCUCGAGAGUAGGCUUGAAAGAGGCAUCACAAGAAUUAGGGGGAAGAAGCAUGAACUGAUACUUGCUGAAACUGAGAAUCUGCAGAAGAGGGAAAUUCAGCUGGAGCAGGAAAAUGCCUGCCUUAGAGCAAAGAUACAAGAAAACGAGAAGCUUCAACAACUUAGCAUGAUGCCUUCUGGACAAGACUUUGCAUUCCAGGCUUAUCUUGCUCGCAAUGUGCUCCAACUGAACAUGAUGGAGAAUGUUACUGCCUAUCCUGUUCCCGACAAGAAGACUCUUCAUCUCGGGUAACUAUAAUCAGUGUCUCUGGAGAUUCAUGGGAGUCGGAGAUUGACAAGUCCUGAAUAACUUAUAAGUAUUUGUUUCUAUCUAAUAGGGCAUUGUGGCUUUUAAGACAUGAAUCCACUGUUUUAAUGUGUUUGUGUUUAAUUUGCUACUCUUUCUUAUCACGUACGUGUUAUCCAUGAAUGCUUCCUGGCAUCAUACUUUAUCUCAAGUAACAUUUAAUUUUGAUGUUUUCA